GAGGAGAGAAGGAGUGCUACUAGUAAUACCCCUGGAGCCUACUCCCCCCAGUGUGACUCAGAGGGCCAGUUCCUCCCCACUCAGUGCUCUGGCUCUACAGGGUACUGCUGGUGUGUCAACGCUGCUGGAGAAACAGUUCCUGGAACAAUGACUCCUCCAGGACAAACAAAACCCAGCUGUGCAGAUCGUCCUCAGACCAGGUGUGAACUGUGGAGGGACAGUGUGUCCCAGCUCCCUGGAGCCUACGUCCCCCAGUGUGACUCCCAGGGCCAGUUCCUCCCCACCCAGUGCCGGCAGUCUACAGGGCAGUGCUGGUGUGUCACCCCUGCUGGAGAAGUGGUCCCUGGGACACUGACUCCCCAAGGACAACCAAGACCCACUUGCACAGGUUCCACCCUCCCAGGUCAUCCUCUGACUAUGUGUGAGUGGUGGAGGGCCGGUGUGGCCCACCUCCCUGGAGCCUUCCAACCCCAGUGUGACUCCCAGGGCCAGUUCCUCCCCAUCCAGUGCUGGGAGGCUACAGGGCAAUGCUGGUGUAUCAACCGUGCUGAAGAAGUGGUCCCUGGGACACUGACUGCUCAAGGACAACCAAAACCCAGCUGUACAGGUCCUGCUCAGACUAGCUGUGAACGGUUGAGGGACAGUGCUUCCCAAGUCCCUGGAGCCUACGUCCCCCAGUGUGACUCCGAGGGCAGGUUCCUCCCAACCCAGUGCCGCCCUACAGGGCAGUGCUGGUGUGUCAACGCUGCUGGAGAUGAGGUCCCUGGGACACGCACUUCUCCAGGACAACCAAGACCCGUCUGUCCAGUUCGUCCUCUGACCAGGUGUGAACUGUGGAGGGCCAGUGUGUCCCACCUCCCUGGAGCCUACGUCCCCCAGUGUGACUCCCAGGGCCAGUUCUUCCCCACCCAGUGCCAGGUCUCUACAGGGCUAUGCUGGUGUGUCACCCCUGCUGGAGAUGUGGUCCCUGGGACAGUGACUUCUCAAGGACAACCAAGAACCACUUGCACAGGUGUUGUCCCUUUCUAUCCUACUUUGCCCACCCCUACAGAUCCUCCCCUGACCUUGUGUGAGCAGAGGAGGGCGAGUGUGACGGUCCCUGGAGCCUACGUCCCCCAGUGUGACUCCCAGGGCCAGUUCGUCCCCACCCAGUGCCAGGUCUCUACAGGGAUAUGCUGGUGUGUCACCCCUGCUGGAGAUGUGGUCCCUGGGACAGUGACUUCUCAAGGACAACCAAGACCCACUUGCACAGGUUCCACCCUCCCAGGUCAUCCUCUGACCAUGUGUGAGUGGUGGAGGGCCGGUGUGGCCCACCUCCCUGGAUCCUUCCAACCCCAGUGUGACUCCCAGGGCCAGUUCCUCCCCAUCCAGUGCUGGGAGGCUACAGGGCAAUGCUGGUGUAUCAACCGUGCUGAAGAAGUGGUCCCUGGGACACUGACUGCUCAAGGACAACCAAAACCCAGCUGUACAGGUCCUGCUCAGACUAAAUGUGAACGUUUGAGGGACAGUGCUUCCCAAGUCUUUGGAGCCUACGUCCCCCAGUGUGACUCCGAGGGCAGGUUCCUCCCAACCCAGUGCCGCCCUACAGGGCAGUGCUGGUGUGUCAACGCUGCUGGAGAUGAGGUCCCUGGGACACGCACUUCUCCAGGACAACCAAGACCCGUCUGUCCAGUUCGUCCUCUGACCAGGUGUGAACUGUGGAGGGCCAGUGUGUCCCACCUCCCUGGAGCCUACGUCCCCCAGUGUGACUCCCAGGGCCAGUUCUUCCCCACCCAGUGCCAGGUCUCUACAGGGCUAUGCUGGUGUGUCACCCCUGCUGGAGAUGUGGUCCCUGGGACAGUGACUUCUCAAGGACAACCAAGAACCACUUGCACAGGUGUUGUCCCUUUCUAUCCUACUUUGCCCACCCCUACAGAUCCUCCCCUGACCUUGUGUGAGCAGAGGAGGGCGAGUGUGACGGUCCCUGGAGCCUACGUCCCCCAGUGUGACUCCCAGGGCCAGUUCGUCCCCACCCAGUGCCAGGUCUCUACAGGGAUAUGCUGGUGUGUCACCCCUGCUGGAGAUGUGGUCCCUGGGACAGUGACUUCUCAAGGACAACCAAGACCCACUUGCACAGGUUCCACCCUCCCAGGUCAUCCUCUGACUAUGUGUGAGUGGUGGAGGGCCGGUGUGGCCCACCUCCCUGGAGCCUUCCAACCCCAGUGUGACUCCCAGGGCCAGUUCCUCCCCAUCCAGUGCUGGGAGGCUACAGGGCAAUGCUGGUGUAUCAACCGUGCUGAAGAAGUGGUCCCUGGGACACUGACUGCUCAAGGACAACCAAAACCCAGCUGUACAGGUCCUGCUCAGACUAGCUGUGAACGGUUGAGGGACAGUGCUUCCCAAGUCCCUGGAGCCUACGUCCCCCAGUGUGACUCCGAGGGCAGGUUCCUCCCAACCCAGUGCCGCCCUACAGGGCAGUGCUGGUGUGUCAACGCUGCUGGAGAUGAGGUCCCUGGGACACGCACUUCUCCAGGACAACCAAGACCCGUCUGUCCAGUUCGUCCUCUGACCAGGUGUGAACUGUGGAGGGCCAGUGUGUCCCACCUCCCUGGAGCCUACGUCCCCCAGUGUGACUCCCAGGGCCAGUUCUUCCCCACCCAGUGCCAGGUCUCUACAGGGCUAUGCUGGUGUGUCACCCCUGCUGGAGAUGUGGUCCCUGGGACAGUGACUUCUCAAGGACAACCAAGAACCACUUGCACAGGUGUUGUCCCUUUCUAUCCUACUUUGCCCACCCCUACAGAUCCUCCCCUGACCUUGUGUGAGCAGAGGAGGGCGAGUGUGACGGUCCCUGGAGCCUACGUCCCCCAGUGUGACUCCCAGGGCCAGUUCGUCCCCACCCAGUGCCAGGUCUCUACAGGGAUAUGCUGGUGUGUCACCCCUGCUGGAGAUGUGGUCCCUGGGACAGUGACUUCUCAAGGACAACCAAGACCCACUUGCACAGGUUCCACCCUCCCAGGUCAUCCUCUGACCAUGUGUGAGUGGUGGAGGGCCGGUGUGGCCCACCUCCCUGGAUCCUUCCAACCCCAGUGUGACUCCCAGGGCCAGUUCCUCCCCAUCCAGUGCUGGGAGGCUACAGGGCAAUGCUGGUGUAUCAACCGUGCUGAAGAAGUGGUCCCUGGGACACUGACUGCUCAAGGACAACCAAAACCCAGCUGUACAGGUCCUGCUCAGACUAAAUGUGAACGUUUGAGGGACAGUGCUUCCCAAGUCUUUGGAGCCUACGUCCCCCAGUGUGACUCCGAGGGCAGGUUCCUCCCAACCCAGUGCCGCCCUACAGGGCAGUGCUGGUGUGUCAACGCUGCUGGAGAUGAGGUCCCUGGGACACGCACUUCUCCAGGACAACCAAGACCCGUCUGUCCAGUUCGUCCUCUGACCAGGUGUGAACUGUGGAGGGCCAGUGUGUCCCACCUCCCUGGAGCCUACAUCCCCCAGUGUGACUCCCAGGGCCAGUUCUUCCCCACCCAGUGCUGGGUCUCUACAGGGCAGUGCUGGUGUGUCACCCUUGAUGGAGAAGUGGUCCCUGGGACAGUGACUCCCGUGGGACAAGAAAGACACAGCUGCAGAGAUCGUCCCCAGACCUUGUGUGAGGAGAGAAGGAGUGCCGCUGGGACAGCCCCUGGAGCCUACGUCCCCCAGUGUGACUCCCAGGGCAGGUUCCUCCCCACUCAGUGCUCUGACUCUACAGGGUACUGCUGGUGUGUCAACGCUGCUGGAGAAACAGUUCCUGGGACACUGACUCCUCCAGGACAAACAAAACCCAACUGUGCAGUUCGUCCUCAGACCAGGUGUGAGCAGUGGAGGGCCAGUGUGACCCCGGUCCCUGGAGCCUACGUCCCCCAGUGUGACACCCAAGGCCGGUUCCUCACUACCCAGUGCUGGGGCGCUACAGGGCAGUGCUGGUGUGUUAACUAUAAUGGAGACAUCAUCUCUGGGACACUGACUUCUUCAGGACAACCAAGGCCCAGCUGCCCAGUUUGCCCUCUGACUCAGUGUCAGAGGGAUGCCAGUGUGGCCAACCUUCCUGGAGCCUACGUCCCCCAGUGUGACUUCCUGGGCCAGUUCCUCCCCACUCAGUGCUGGAGUGCUACAGGGCAGUGCUGGUGUGUCACCCGUGUUGGAGUGGAGGUACAGGGGACACGCAGGUCUAAAGAACAAUCGAGACCCGCCUGCCUCUAGAGCCACGUCUCCUGUGAGGGGGAGGAGUCUCCACACAGGCCUGUCCUGAUGAUAUCAUCCAUCUCUCUAUCAUCUGUACCCAUCUCUCUCCCCAAAUCUCCCUCUUUCUAUCCAUCUCUCUGAUCUGGUUUUCAAUAAAGUUAAAUCAAACUA
Molecule: messenger RNA, 4368 nt
Organism: Hypomesus transpacificus
Lineage: Eukaryota; Metazoa; Chordata; Actinopteri; Osmeriformes; Osmeridae
Product: thyroglobulin-like
Exons: 18
Coding region: 148-4215 (1355 amino acids)
Biological process (GO): cell-matrix adhesion
Cellular component (GO): basement membrane
Source: RefSeq, a predicted model, not a curated record